GUGUGCUCCUCGCAGCGCGCUGCCCAGCGCAGAGACCUGCCCGCGGGCAUCUAUCAGGUGCUCGAGCUGCGAGUCAACUUGAUGAGCUGCGAGACCAUGAAUGGCAUGGACUUCGACGAGACGGUGUUCGACCCCUUCGGCGAGUUGUGCAACUGGCUCCAGAGAAGCUGGGGCCUGCCCGUCCAGCGGCGCCUCGGCCCCGGCGGCUACCUCCGGCCGCUGUCCCCACGGGCGCUGUUUGCAGGUCCACAGUGGCCCUCGACGGCGUCGGUGCCCCGGCCAGAUCCGCCUCUGCGCGUCCUGCGGGUCUCCAACAUCGAGGACCAGCACAUGGACCACCGGUUCCUCGACAUCCGGGCGUCCAUGCUGGCCGGCUUCCCCACGGUGCGCGUGGACCUCCAGUACCACAGCCAGGGCUUCGUCCGCAACGUCUACAGCCUGCGAGCGGAACGCGGCCUUCCCGCGGCGGUCUCCCCCCGCGACGGCGCCCUCCCCGCCCCCGACAUGGCGGCCGCCGCGGCGUCGAACUCGCGCCGUCGCGAGGCCUGCCUGGCGUCGUUCGCGCAGAGGCCCUUCGCGCUGCGGCGCAUGGAGACGGCGGCGGAGCCCGUGGACGAGGCGGAGGCGCUGUUCCUCCAGGAGUACACGCAGGCGUUCAAGAGCGGCGAGAACUUCGUGCUCCAGCACAACCCUGCGUCGGUGUUCUCUGGGAGGCACGUGCGCAAGCGCUACCACGAGCUCCUGGACCGCGCCCGGCGGCAGUCCGCGCCAGGGGCCGGCGCGGCGCCGCCGCGCGCCCGGGGCGGCCGGGACGAGGCCCCGUCGGGGUGA
Prorocentrum cordatum is the source of this 831-nucleotide messenger RNA. Lineage: Eukaryota; Dinophyceae; Prorocentrales; Prorocentraceae. The record is from the annotation of a GenBank genome assembly.